GACUAAAGUACUCGACUUGUCCUAUAACUGUAUUCUCUCAAACUCUUUGCUGGUGACCUUAUCGGACAGCAACAUGUCCGGCUCAAUAACGUGUUCCACGCUGAGGUCAAUGGGCAGGCCUUUGCGACACGCAGCGCGCCCACAACGCUUGCCGAUCCAGUGUGCACUUCGUCAAAAUAUGUUGAUCUUCGCGCGACAAAAGUCAACAGCAAAUGCUGGACCUUCUUUGGCAUCAAAAACAGCGAGCAAGCAAGCGGGCAGUACGACAACGAAACCUGCUCCUAGCCAGGCAGAGAAGGAGUCAUUGCCUUGGUCAGAAUACCUGGCUAUCCGAAGGCGCAAGCGGAGAUGGGAGACAGCUGUCACCAUUCCGUUGACUAUUGCUGGAUUUGCUGGCGGUGUCAUGUAUUUCGGGAGUCUCGAGAUGGACCCUACGAAACCCAUCUUUAACGUUGAUCCGAUGGUUGUCUACGGUGUAGCCACCCUUGGAUGUGCAGGUUUGGGGUACCUAAUUGGACCUGUCAUUGGCUCUGCCUGCUGGCGAACAACCCACCGACGGUUGAUGAAGCUUAUUGAAGCACGGGAUAGGCAAUUCCAUGACCAUAUCGUCAAAAACCGCGUCGACCCUGCGGCCCAAAGCGCCACGAACCCCGUUCCAGAUUUCUACGGCGAAAAGAUCGGUUCUCUGCAUGAUUACAGACAGUGGCUCCGGGAUCAGUGCAAGUACAGGCGAAAGGCAUUCCUUCCCGAAGACUAGGCUCUAUUCUGUCUACAUCUGUCCAUGUAUCUGUGCAGGUUGUCCUUUCGACUACUCUACCCACCAUAUUAGUAUAUUGGCAUUUGGCAUCCUAGAGAUUACUGCCUGAAUGUCCCACCUGGGGCCUUUUUAAAUAGCCAAUGCACCGCCCGUUCUGAUGUCUUGAUGAGGGUUUGCAGUGCAAUAUCCAAGGAUGUCAAAGACGGGUAUUGCCAGAUGGUGAUCAUUUCCGUCAGAACAGUGUCAUUCGUGGCAUUUCGCUGCUUGUCUGCAGCGAGGAUCUUCCGACAGAAAUUCUGUUCAGUGGUAUCCUGUGUAGUCCAAUGAACCAAAGCCUGCGGG
Molecule: messenger RNA, 1099 nt
Organism: Somion occarium
Lineage: Eukaryota; Fungi; Basidiomycota; Agaricomycetes; Polyporales; Cerrenaceae
Source: the annotation of a GenBank genome assembly